This is a messenger RNA of Colletes gigas, 989 nucleotides long. It is a transcript of the gene Gas41, whose product is annotated as YEATS domain-containing protein 4. NCBI's taxonomy places the organism in Eukaryota, Metazoa, Arthropoda, Insecta, Hymenoptera, Colletidae. Gene Ontology annotation, biological process: regulation of DNA-templated transcription. Bases 171 to 857 code for a protein of 228 amino acids. The transcript is spliced from 4 exons. The record is from RefSeq and is a predicted model, not a curated record.
UUCGAUGCACUCAAUUAUGUCAGAUCUGGCCACACUGGGCCACACUGCUCAUACAACAUUAUGGCACAGUUAAAGUAGAGUUCAACGUAAAGACAUUAUUUAUGUUGAUAUUUUGCGUUAUUUAAUCUUUAUUAUUAAAGUUGGCACAAUGAAAAUUGCGACUAAUUGGAAUGAUGGCAACAACCAAUGAGUUUGGCCCUGACUCUGGAGGCAGGAUAAAGGGAGUUACAAUAGUAAAGCCCAUAGUGUAUGGUAAUAUAGCACGUUACUUUGGUAAAAAGAGGGAAGAGGAUGGUCACACUCAUCAAUGGACAGUGUAUGUUAAACCAUAUCACAACGAAGACAUGUCUACAUAUGUAAAAAAGAUUCAUUUUAAACUGCAUGAAAGCUAUAAUAACCCAAAUCGUAUUAUGACAAAGCCACCUUACGAACUUACCGAAACCGGUUGGGGAGAAUUUGAAAUUGUGAUAAAAAUCUAUUUUCACGAUCCCAAUGAACGUCCUGUAACUAUAUAUCAUAUAUUAAAACUUUUCCAAACAACACCAGACAUACAAUUAGGUAAAAAGAGUUUAGUCUCUGAAUUUUAUGAGGAAAUUGUUUUCCAAGAUCCAACAGCACUGAUGCAGCAUUUAUUGAAUUCUAGCAGACCUAUAACUCUUGGUGUCUGGCGUCAUAAUACAGACUUUGAAGCUAAGAAGGAAUCUACAAUGAAAGCGGUAAUGGAGGCAAGAAACAAAAUAAGACUGGAAGUUAUAGACCUUAAAGAAAAAUUAACAUUAGCAAAAGAGACUAUUGCUAAAUUUAAAGAAGAGAUUGCUAAGAUUUCAAAGGCUGGUGGAAGUUUGUCUGUCGCGUAAUUAAACAAUUAUCAAUAUUCUCAAUAAUCUUUGUAAGAUACAUCAGUUAAAUACUGAAAAAUAGCAACUUUCUAUUACCAAUUAAGAUGUAAAUAGUUCCACUACGAGAUGAUUUUAAAUUUAAUAAGAUAA